Messenger RNA from Eptesicus fuscus (big brown bat), 765 nucleotides. RefSeq names its product zinc finger protein 554 (gene ZNF554). Gene Ontology annotation, biological process: regulation of DNA-templated transcription. The transcript is spliced from 3 exons. The record is from RefSeq and is a predicted model, not a curated record. Lineage: Eukaryota; Metazoa; Chordata; Mammalia; Chiroptera; Vespertilionidae.
AUGGACUUCUCCCAGGAGGAAUGGGAGCUGCUGGAUGGCGCUCAGAGGGAGCUCUGCAGAGAGGUGAUGCUGGAGACCUGCAGGAACCUGGCCUCACUGGAAGCCUUGAAAAACCUGAUAUGGUCAUCGAGGAUGAAACUCUAUGAAUGUUUCCAGUGUGGGAAAGUGUUUAACCGGAGGCAUUCACUGAGUGAACACCAGAGAAUUCAUACAGGAGAGAGACCAUCUGAAUGUCAGGAAUGUGGGAGGACCUUCACACACAGCUCCACCCUCACUCGACAUUUGAGAACUCAUACUGGAGAAAAGCCCUAUGUGUGCAGUGAAUGUGGGAAAUCCUUCAACAGGAUUUCAUCUCUUACCCAGCAUCAGAGGAUUCACACAGGGGAAAAGCCCUAUAAAGGCAAAGACUGUGGAAAAUCCUUCUGCUAGAGUUCUUACCUGAUCUUGCACAAGCGAACACAUACUGGUGAGAAGCCCUAUGAAUGUAAUGAAUAUGGGAAGGCCUUCAGCAACCGCUCAUCACUUAACCAGCUUGAGCGAACUCACACUGGUGAGAACCCCUAUGAAUGCAAUCAAUGUGGAAGAGCCUUCGGCCAGAGGUCCUCCCUGGCUAGGCAUGGGAGAACUCACACUGGAGAGAAACCGUAUAGCUGUAACAAAUGUGGAAAAGCAUUCAGUCAGAGUUCUUCCCUUGUCACACACCAGAAAACUCACACUAGUAAAAACCACUAUAAAAUCAUUGACUGUGGGAAAGCUUUUUUAUAA